This is a messenger RNA of Lentinula edodes (shiitake mushroom), 630 nucleotides long. RefSeq lists its product as uncharacterized. The transcript has 9 exons. NCBI's taxonomy places the organism in Eukaryota, Fungi, Basidiomycota, Agaricomycetes, Agaricales, Omphalotaceae. The record is from RefSeq and is a predicted model, not a curated record. The coding region runs from base 1 to 630 and encodes 209 amino acids.
AUGCUCGCUAAAUCGCAUUUAGCUGCUUCUAUCUUUGUUCUGCUUUCCGUCUUUUUCAAGGCGGUUGCUGCACAGGAUUGGUACACAGUGGAAUGGGACGCUACUGAGUUCGUCUCCAUGUCCGGAGACAUGAUUGUUCCCGACUUACCUACGCCGGGAGGUACACCCUACGUUUGGCCUGGUGUGCAAAGUGGCAAUGGAGUUCUGCAAGCUGUACUCGAUGGAUCUAGCGGUGUUUGGUGGAUCGGUGAUGGUUUUUACGGCACACCUUCCUUAGCAUGGGGAAAUGGGUUCAAUGUCAACCCCGGUGACACCGUUCAUUUUACCUUUAGCUCUUCCGGAACGACGUGGACCUGCACUUUAUCCAGCGGAAGUCUGAGCGCUUCCACUACUUUGGACAUCACAGGAAACACCAUGAACCGCGCUAUCUUUGCAGUAGAGCUGUACGAUGUAGAUUUCAAUUUCGGACCCAUCACCUACAAAAACAUCGAAAUUACGGCUACUACAGCUGCUUCUGCUUGGUGCGGUUCUAUCCCUCAUUUGGGGACGUAUCCAUACACAGUUACUGGAAAUGUGGCAUCUGGUAAUACUUGCACCGUCUCUGAAAUUGUUCAGAGCAGUGCUGAUUGA